Molecule: messenger RNA, 6479 nt
Organism: Procambarus clarkii (red swamp crayfish)
Lineage: Eukaryota; Metazoa; Arthropoda; Malacostraca; Decapoda; Cambaridae
Cellular component (GO): intracellular anatomical structure
Molecular function (GO): helicase activity; zinc ion binding; RNA binding
Source: RefSeq, a predicted model, not a curated record
ACAGCUUACGUAUGUAAGGUAUGUAUGAACGUGUACAACUUACGUAUGUAAGUGUACAGGUUACGUAUGUACGGUUGUGUGAACGUGUAGUGGACGGGUGCGGCUGGAGUCAUGUGUGUGUGGCCGCCCCGCACCCUGCUAGUCUGUGUGGCAGCUCCACGCUGCAUGGUAUACGCUCUCACUGCUCCCUGGCUCCCUAAUACUUGCAUGUCCUCUGUCCGUCAUAGAGCUGAGUAAAUGUCAACAAAGGGUCCAGGUGAGGAAGGAGAGGGCGGGCGUCGCCGUCCUAGAGAGGUAGACCAGCUCACAAGUCACCAUGGAAUCUCCUGGCGUAGCCAACCUCGGCAGGUUUACCAGACCUCAAGUGACCAUUGGAAUUCCUGGCGUAGCCAACGUCGCCAGGUAGACCAGCCCACCAGUAACCAUCAGAUUUCGCGGCGUAGCCAGCCUCGACAGGUGGAUCAAAGGCCAAGAGCGGAUGGUGUGUCCUGGCGUAAGCAGCCUCGGCAGGUGGAUCAAAGGACGGGUGUUGGAGGCGUGUGGACGCCGACCUCCGACAACCAAGGGAGUUCAGAGUGCCAAAGAGAGAGAGAACUCUUAAAUUCUGAAAGGAAAUUUUCCACGGAAGCUGCAGCAUUUCCCAUAAAAGUGCCAAGUCGGCUGUUUAUUAUUAGUAAUGUGGUAAGAGGGUGCAGCAGGACAGCUGCUGUGACGACACCGAGGGGGCAGGAGGCUGUUGAGGUCACCUGUACCGUGCCCACAGGUGAAGGGCGUGGCAGUGGGGGUGCCAGUGGCAGGACGGGUGCCAUACUUGAUAGUUGCCCUGAAGGGGUGCCGUCAUCUGCCGCCAGCGAGGUCACACAUCUGCCAUGUCCGCUACCAACAUUAACUUCUGACAGCAUGCUUCGUGACUUUUGGCCGCGGCCUAUUGUUAUGUAUCUUAAUUUUCCAAAGUUAACGAGGGGGAAUGUCAAUAUAUUUGGCUACAUUCCCAGUCAAUUUCCAGCUGGUGCAGAAUUGACAGUGACGGAGGAGGAGCACCAUAAUACGUUAAGCAUGUUGACGGUUGACAUCUGUCAAGACACAAAGCAGGUGACAACUAAACCUCACUUUGACAAUGACAGUUCCAAAGUCAAAAUAUGGUGCUUUGACACCUCACAGGAUGCAGAGGAACAGGGCCUCUCUACUGAGCACAUACUGAUGGUUCUGGGAGGACACCUGCAAAAUGUUCUUGAAAGUCAUUUUAACAAGAUCUCAAAUGUUCAGCGUGAACUUGAACUUGCUCGGCAGCAGGAGAAAGAGUCGCCCCGCGAUGGGAGUGCCUCACCAAACUCCAUAAUACAGGAUCUAGUGGAUAAGGAAAGACAGUUAGUUCUUCAGAAACAAGAAUUCCUGCUAUACAUGAAAAAAAUGUUUGAUGAACUUGUUGAACCACAAAGACCAAGCAAUUUUAAAUGGCCAGAGAAUGAAUUAAAUUUAGUUUUCACACUUGAGUGCAAUAGAUUGUUUGAUGCCUCACCAGUUUACACAAGACGCUCCGAUAUCCUUAACACUGUUAAAACCAACCAAGUUACAGUCAUAGUGGGUGAGCCAGGGUGUGGGAAGAGCUCUCAGAUCCCACAAUACCUGCAUCAUGCGGGUUUUCUCAACAGUGGCAGUAUUAUGUGUACUCAGCCAUGCAGGAUUGGAGCAAAGAUGUUAGCCUCCUAUGUCACCGGGGAAAUGCUCAGUGGUGGACAGUUUGUCAACCACCCACAUGACAAAGCGACUUAUGUUAUACCAGAGACAAAAAUUGAAUAUGUGACAAAUAAUACACUCUUACGUAAAUGUCUGAAAAAUGAGAAUCUUACAGAAGUUUCAUGUAUCGUCUUGGAAGCACACGAACGGAGUUUGAAAUUAGAUAUUCUACUUGGGCUGAUAAAACGCUGCCUCCAGAAGCGAUCAGAUCUUCGCCUUGUUAUCACGUGUAAUGCUCUAAAUCCAGCACCCUUUGUCGAAUACUUCCAGCAGUGUCCCGUGCUGGAAGUAACUGGUCGAAAGUUCCCUGUCACGGUAGAAUGGAAGGAUACUGGACCGUUUGGUAACUUUGUAAAUGAAGCUGCGAAGACAGCUGUGAAGGUUCACCAGUCAGAGGAAGAAGGGGACAUUAUAGUAAUAUUAUAUUCACCCUCCUCAGCGAGCAGUUGCUAUGAAAGGUGCAUCAAUUUAAUGGGUUAUAAGGCAAAGGAUUACGUUGCCCUGCUUCUUCAUGAGAAUUUAGAGGAUCAUCGUAAACAAUGCGUCUUUAAUCCCAUUCCUUAUUUUAAUGCCAUUCCUAAACGGAAAAUCAUCUUCUCCUCAGAUUGUGCAGAGAUUUUUGUAACCAUACCCAAGGUUAGGUACGUCAUUGAUGCUGGGUAUACACAAGUUAGGGUGUUUACUAGAGAAGCUCAGUGGAAGAGGAAAUAUACUGUAAGAGAUAUAUCCCAGUGUAGUGCCAAGCAGAGGCUGGGUGUGGUGGGGCGGGUGUCUUCAGGAACAUGUUACCGGUUGUACACACCCGCUCAUCACAUGAAAAUGGAUGACAAUGCUCCUCCCGAGAUAAAAAGUAUUGAUCCCUGUAUGCUUGUGUACAAAUUGCUAGACCUAGGUAUUGACCCCAGAAAGUUUGACUUCAUUACCAAGCCAGAUGUUCAAGAUUGGAAUGAAGUAUAUUCUAAACUGACAAGAGAUGGAAUAAUUGUUGGGAACCAAAUUACAGACAUCGGCCGGUGGAUUGUCGAACUGUCUCUUAAACCAGAGACUUGUGAACUGGUUUAUGAAGGAGUGCGUGAAGGCGUUGGUCUGGAAGCCAUUGUAUUAGCUGAACUGUACUGGAGAGAAGUUUUUGUGUCAGAAAAGAGAGACAAGAAGUUGACUGCAGCUCGGAAACUUGCACUGUGUCACGAUGGAAGCGACCACUUGACUGAGCUUAAUGUGUUCAGACAAUGGCUUGAGGUACCAGAUGACAACAAACACACCUGGUGUUCCUACUAUUUCGUUCAACAGCGUUCACUGACAGAUGCAAAUGCAGCCGUUUGCGAGAUGUUGCGAAGAAUUAAGAAGGUAUUUAAAAUAGACAUUAAAUUUGUGUUUCGUAAAUUGGCUGCAGAGGAUUGGUUGCUGAAAAGUCUUUUGUUCAAAUUGUUGAGAGGGAGACUGAGUUACUAUCUGGGACAUCCAGCAGGUGGGUACUAUAUUAUCUCAGAUAAGGGAAGGGUUCAUAUUGAACAAACCUCUGCUUUGCAUCUACUUGGAGUUGAGCCAGAAUGGGUAGUGUCCAAUGUAGUUAAUACUUACCCUUGCACUUCUGUAGCAAAAUAUACACAUGUGCCAUCAUAUUUGAUCGGACAGGAAUUAAGGAACGGAUGUCUGUCAUUAGACAUGGAAGAGUUACAGAACAACCGUGUGGCAGUAGUGUGCCGGGUAGGUGUAGGGGAUCAGCUGGCUUGCAAAUUUUUCUCGUCUAAAUACCUUGAAACUUUUAAGUUAUUCCUCUUGGAAAAGUUUCCAGAGUCAGAGGUAUUUGUUUUCUAUGAGAAAGAGAAGAAAGAAUUGCAGUUGGUCGCUUUAAAGGACAAUGAGUCAGAUCUCCACGGAGCUGCUUUGGCAGCUCUUGCUCCUCUGAAGGCAAAGUUCCUACAAGAAAAAUGCCUAGAGCGUUUUGGACAAAAGCUCCGUGGCCUGAGGGCACUCAUAGGAGCAGGGGGGAGUGUUUCAAAUAUACUCACAUCAGAGGAGUCCAAAACAGUCAUGAUUCAUGUACCAGAACAUAAUACAGAGAUGUAUACUGAAAGCAUAUUAAAACUAUUUGAGGAGAAUGGAGAAAUUGAAGAUUACCAAAAAUACAUUCAAACAGAAAAUUCAAGCUUAUGGGGACACAUUACAUAUAAGAAAAUUGGAGCCGCUCUCCGGGCUGUGGAAGACCUGGAAGCUGAUCUUGAGAGCAAUUAUGGUUUGGUUGUGCAGCCAAAUGGUGCCAACAACUUAGCUAUCAAGAUUCAGUGGCAUAGAAAUUUUAGUCUAAAGUUAGGAUACAUACGUUUUAGUGAUGAGAAGUACCACUUGGAAGCUGUUGAAGAGUGUAACUCACGCGGGUGGUUGGGAGGUGCACAGUUAGCCAUCAGCGAAGAUAAGAACUCAUUAAGAAUACUCCAUUUGGAUAAAGAGGUGACGGAAUACAGUCUACAGAGUGACAUCGCAGCUGCUUUGAACAUUGAUCCCAGAGACAUAUUAGAGGUUAGGAUUCCAGAAUUGAAGGUAAAACAAUGGAAAAUGCAAAAGCAGUUGUCAAACAAAAUUGGGGACUUGAUUAAAUUUGAUGCAGUUAGUUUAUACUUAAAAGAGCCAUGUGAAGGAGAUGUUAACUUUACUGCCUAUUAUGUUUUGAAGAACACUGAUGAUGUGCAUAUUGCAUAUAAACAUUUAUGUAAAUUUUUGCGUCUGGAGAAAAAAGUUGGAGGAGAGGCCUCGCCCGACAGCUCCCUAUACAUACAAGAGAAAGUCUUCCAAAUAAAUUAUAACAAACUUCUGGAACUUGUUAAUGAAAUGGAAGAGAACGGAAUGUCCGUAGCUUUAAAACAUCUUCGAAAUGGAGAUGUAAUGAUGUACUUGAGUUGUGAAGAUGCCAGAGUUCUUGUCACAGGAAAACUGAAAGUGGAAAAGGUGGUUGCAGGGGAAGUAAUCGAUUUGAAGUGUGAGGGAGGAGCCAAGGUGUUGUUCAAGCAGGAAGGGAAGGCAGUUCUGGACGCCAUCAUGUACACUACUGCCACUCUGAUCGUCACUGAUGACAGGAUAACAACACUCUCCAUCCAUGGACCAACAGAAGCCCGCCAGAGUGCUAAGGAUAAGAUUUACAAGUUUUUACAGCUAUCAGUGGAAAGUUUGAAAUAUAUAGAAUUGACAGGGGGUGGGAAGCCUCCAGGGGUGAUGAAAACUCUGAUGGAGACAUAUGGAAGUACUCUUGGGGGCUUACGGGCUGAGACUGGACUCUCCGCCUUAAAGCUGGAUUACAGGAAUCAUCGACUAUAUUUGUUUGGGUCAAGGAAGUGUGUCAGGAAGGCAGCUCAUGUUGUGAAUAAGGUCAUGCAAACUCUGAUAGGCGAUGGAUCAGCGCUAAAUAAAGAUGACCCGCUAUGUGUGAUUUGCUUGUUCCCAAUUAAUACCAGCAAUACCUUGUACAGACUGGAAUAUUGCGGACAUGCUUAUUGCCAAAGGUGCAUAAGAUUACAUAUAACCCAAGCUGUCAACAAUAAAAAAUUCCCUUUGGUUUGUUUUGUGAAGGAGUGUGACGAAAUGUUUACCUGUAGAGAUCUCACCAAUUUGAAUUGUUGUCUGGAGAAGAGGGCGGUGACCCGUGCUUCAGUCAGUGCCUUUGUGGAUGAUAACAAAGGACUUCACUACUGCAUCACUCCUCUCUGCCAGUCAGUGUACAGGGCCGCCCCGAAGAACAGCGCUCCGUUCACCUGUCCAGAGUGUAGCACCAAAAUAUGUAUCUCUUGUCACACGAACUUUCACGACGGCUUCACUUGUAAGGAGUAUAGACGCCUGUUGAAAGUUUCAGCAUCUGGAGAGGACAGUGACAAUUGAACUAUCGUUCUUUCAUUUUGAUUUAGGUGUCUAAUAUUGGUAUUUUCUUGCGUAUAACUUUCUUCCCGCCAAACGCACACCGAAACUACGACGUUGGUACAACGUUCGAACAAGUUUUAACACUUCCUAACCAGUUAUAACAACCAAUAUAGCAAGUUGUAACAACGUUUCAAUACGUCAUAAAUACAUGAAGCCAAGAUGUAAGAACUUUAUUACAAGUUGUAACAAGCGGAAAAUAGAGACAGUUAAGGUUUGUGUUUCCAGGGUUAUCAUACACACACACACUGCACAUGCAGUCUCUCCACAAGACUACUAUAUAGUAAGGAAAAAGAAGGUAUCAGGUAUCACCCAGGUAUCAACCAGGGAAGAGAGAGGAGGAGGAGGAGUGGCCCUGCUGAUAAGGAAGGACUGGCGUUUUGAAGAGAUGGAUAUCCCGGACAGUGAAGGAUUCACAGACUACAUAAUGGCCACGAUGACAAUGGGUGGACCUAAGAUAAUAGUAGCAGUAAUUUAUAACCCUCCAUUAAAUGGCAGAAGACUCAGCCAGGAGUUUAACACGUGGUUGCCAUGUUUUAUUCAUGAAUAUAUACAUGAGGUACAGUUCAGCCUCUUGGGUCCCGCCUCUCGUCCCUUAAUUGAGUGAUGUGUAUGUUCAAGAGCCUAUUGUGUAUUUAUAUUAUUAUUUGAUUGAGGCAUUAAUAUAACGAUUAAUGGGGGAUCUUGACAAGAAUAUUUAAUGUGAUAUAUGUAUUGGCUGUGAAACAUUUUAUAUGAAGGAUGUUAAGAUGCUUGGGAUACUUCUCACAUACAGGUAUUCUUAUAAUAAUUUUGUAUGUGCUUUGAACUGGUUUCUAAUAAAAGUUGUCAUAUAA